UUGUUUCCGCGCGGGCGACGAAGGUUGUAGGUAGGAAGUAGGUAGGUAGGCGGGGUCUGGUCUUGUAUGUCUGGAACACGCGCAAAGCAAAGCAAAACUCGCACCCGUUAAAAUCGAGCCGUCAGUCAAAUAAAGUUGCCCAAAAUUUUUCUGGAUACCGACAGGGAUGUUGGAUUAAAACUAGACUAACUAAGUAGCUUUGCAGCGCCAAGCGGUGGCAGGGUCACGUCUUCUCACCCGUCACGCAGAGUUCGCUCGUGUGAAGAAAAGUUGCGGCUCUUUCUUGAAGAUUUUCCUACAACCGUUCAUUCACCUUCACCUCACCACGAAAACACCUCCCCCACCACCACCCCACCACCCCACCACCCCACCACCCCACCACCUACCACGAAAACCGCAACCACGAAAAUACACCCGCAAUGCGCCCCCUCACCGACCAAGAGACCGAACGGCUCUUCGAGAAGCUAGCGUCCUACAUGGGCCGCAACAUCACGCACCUGAUCGACCGACCGGACGACCCGCACGUAUUCCGGCUUCAGCGGGAGCGCGUCUACUACGUUCGGGAGACUAUUGCCAAACUCGCGACCUCUGUCGCGCGCGACAAGCUACUGUCCAUCGGCACGUGUCUCGGCAAGUUCACCAAGAAGACGGGGAAGUUCAAGCUGCACAUCACGGCGCUGGACCACGUCGCGCCCCACGCAAAGUUCAAGGUCUGGGUCAAGAAUAACGGAGAGAUGCCGUACCUCUACGGAAAUCACGUCGUCAAGGCCCAUGUCGGCCGCAUGAGCGAGGAUACUCCUGAGCAUCAGGGAGUGCUGGUUUAUGCUAUGAAUGAUACGCCGCUGGGUUUCGGUGUCACGGCGAGAUCGACGGCUGAGAUCAGGAGAUUAGAUCCCACGGCGAUCACGGUGUUCCGACAAGCCGAUGCUGGGGAGUAUCUGAGAGAGGAAGACACCCUGUUCUAGGGGUGAGGAGCGGGCGAAAAGUGUUUUUUUCUCUUUU
Tricharina praecox is the source of this 1002-nucleotide messenger RNA. RefSeq lists its product as uncharacterized. Gene Ontology annotation, biological process: ribosome assembly; ribosomal large subunit biogenesis. Bases 420 to 965 code for a protein of 181 amino acids. The record is from RefSeq and is a predicted model, not a curated record. Gene Ontology annotation, molecular function: RNA binding. The transcript has 2 exons. Gene Ontology annotation, cellular component: preribosome, large subunit precursor; nucleus; nucleolus. Lineage: Eukaryota; Fungi; Ascomycota; Pezizomycetes; Pezizales; Pyronemataceae.